Mercurialis annua (annual mercury) is the source of this 1272-nucleotide messenger RNA. Its product is annotated as F-box/kelch-repeat protein At3g23880-like. Gene Ontology annotation, molecular function: protein binding. The record is from RefSeq and is a predicted model, not a curated record. Bases 1 to 1272 code for a protein of 423 amino acids. The transcript has a single exon. Lineage: Eukaryota; Viridiplantae; Streptophyta; Magnoliopsida; Malpighiales; Euphorbiaceae.
AUGGCCACAACGCUGGUUAAGAAGCACAAGGGAAUUGACGACAAAGAAGUAUAUUUUGGUGAUGAUCUGCUUCAUACCAUCUUGUUAAACCUAGAUGUAAAAUCUCUUGUUCGUUUUAAGUGUGUCUCUAAACCAUGGAAUUCUCUUAUCAGCAGCACCCGAUUCAUCAGAGACCAUUCACGUAUUCACCAACGCAACCCCGCCAUGAACUGUUAUCUUCUCUGCAAAAGGAAUUUAAUCUGCAAUUGGGUUCAGACUAUGGAUGAACUCGAAAGCAAAAGAAACGGAACGGAACCACUACUUCCCCCGCCUGCAAUAACCAUGGUGCAUUACGGCUCAAUCAUGAAACUAUCACCACAAAAUGGACGAGCAAUAAAGAUAGAUUCAUCGUCAUCGUCUAAACUCAUGUUCGAUAAGCUGCCAUCAAACUGGGAUCCCUUCCAGAUCACAUGUUGCUGUGAUGGUGUCAUGUGUAUUACUGUGUGUGAUCGUCUGCUUCUAUGGAACCUUUACAUGGGUGACUGCAAAACAUUACCAUUACCUGAUCCCGAUAACACUUUUCCUGCCAAGAUUUGGGAAGCUUUCGGGUUCGGAUAUGACUCUUCUACUGAUGAUUACAAGGUUGUAAGAGUUCCUUCUUGUGAUGACUCUCAAGUCUGCAGGAACCCUAGUGUCUAUGUGAUGAGUCUCAAGUCAAAUUUAUGGAGAAAAUUAGAUAUUGAGUGUCCGUAUGCGGUGCCUGAACGUGGACAAGCAAUCUCUACCGGUGGAAACUUGUACUGGUUUGCCCGAAUUCCUCAUAUGGCUAAUAAAAUUGUGUUAAUUAGAUUCGAUUUGGAAACGGAGGUAUUCAGAGAAUUCCCGAUGCCUCCCAACCUCCAUGUACAAGAAGCACGCUUUUUGAAAGAAGCUACCAAAUUGGGAAUUUUACAAGGUUGUAUUUCUUCAUCCAGUCUCGACGCGAGUAAAAAUAAUUUCGGCAUCUGGAUGCUCCAGGGAGAAAUUUGGAUCAAGUUUAUGAGUUUUCCAAUAAGCAUUCACAAGGGACCUAAUCAUAUUUUUAGUUUGAGGCCGCUCUUUACCGACAAUGGUGCCCUCGUGAUGCAUGCUAUAUUAUUUAACAAUCGCCAUCGUCGUAUGGAUAUAUGGGGAGAUUUACUUGUUAUCUAUCAUCCAAAAGAAAACAUUUAUACAAAAUUUCGAUUUCCUGGCGGACCCGAUCCACGUCCCAAUGAAGUUUAUCUUAAUUUUCCUAGUCUACUUUCACUUUAA